Gossypium raimondii (Peruvian cotton) is the source of this 924-nucleotide messenger RNA. RefSeq lists its product as uncharacterized. Lineage: Eukaryota; Viridiplantae; Streptophyta; Magnoliopsida; Malvales; Malvaceae. The transcript has a single exon. The coding region runs from base 1 to 924 and encodes 307 amino acids. The record is from RefSeq and is a predicted model, not a curated record.
AUGCGUAGGGAAUUUAAUGGCUUGCAAGCUUUGAUUUUGAAUGAUUUUCGAUAUGCAUAUUAUGUUCACUGUUUUGCUCAUCGUCUUCAGUUAGCAUUGGUUGUAGCAGCUAGAGAAGUGGUUGAAGUGCAUCAAUUCUUUAAAGACUUGUCUGAUACUGUUAAUAUUGCUUUGGCUUCUUCCAAAUGGUACGAUGAAUUACAAAAACCCCAAGCAAUUGAAAUAACUCAUUUGGUAUCCAUAAAUGAGUUAGCAACUGGAAUAGGAAUGAAUCAGAUUGGCACUUUACAACGUCCUGGUGAGACUCGAUGGAGUUCCUAUUUAAAUUCAGUUACUAGUUUACUGAAGAUGUACAAUGCUACUAGCACGGUUCUUGAAAAUCUAAAAAAUACGGCUUUUAACUAUUAUCAGCGAGGAGAUGCUUAUAACGCAUAUAAUAGAUUUAGAUAUUUUGAGUUUACUUUUAUUUUGCAUAUGAUGAAAGAAGUUUUAGGGGUUACUGAUAAUCUUUGUCAAGCUUUGCAACGUCGUCCUCAAGAUAUAUUAAAUGCCAAGAGUUUAGUUUUGACAAUGAAAGAUUUAAUUCAAAAGUUGAGAGAUGAUGGAUGGAAUGAAUUGUUGAAAAAUGUGAUAUCUUUUUGUGAAACUUGGGAGUUUGAUUUUCCAGAUAUGAAUGCUCAAUACAUUGUGGGUCGUAGUCGCAACAAUAAGGAAGCUGUUACAGUGGAGCAUCAUUAUCGAGUGGAUAUAUUUUUUUCUACAAUAGAUACUCAGUUGCAAGAAUUGAAGAGCAUGUUUAACGAACAUGUUGUUGAGCUUCUCACUCUUACCACAGCUUUAGAUCUCAAGGAGUUUUUCAAGUUAUUUGAUAUUGAUAAAAUUUGCAUUCUUGUAAACAAGUUCUAUCUAGAAGAUUUUUCUUAA